Messenger RNA from Entelurus aequoreus (snake pipefish), 4404 nucleotides. Its product is annotated as mitogen-activated protein kinase kinase kinase kinase 2-like. The record is from RefSeq and is a predicted model, not a curated record. The coding region runs from base 223 to 2823 and encodes 866 amino acids. NCBI's taxonomy places the organism in Eukaryota, Metazoa, Chordata, Actinopteri, Syngnathiformes, Syngnathidae. Gene Ontology annotation, biological process: protein phosphorylation. The transcript has 32 exons. Gene Ontology annotation, molecular function: MAP kinase kinase kinase kinase activity; ATP binding.
GAUUGACUCUCUCUCUCUCAGUUGUUCCACGCAGCGUGGAUGUGGACUUCUUUCGCGUUUGUGUCUCUCAACAAAAUCUUUCCGUCCGUUUCGUCGGCGUCCGAUGAGUUGUCUCGGCAGCGGGCUCGAAACGUCCCUCGUGUUCUUUGUCCUCGCGCAGACGUCCUGUCCUCUUCAGGCGGGAUGUGCCGCUAGGAGCUCGGCGUCAGCCUGACGGAGGACAUGGACAACAUCGGGGUGUCGUUCCUCGACCCUCUGGACGACUACGAGCUCCUCCACAGGAUUGGGUGCGGCACCUACGGGGAUGUCUUCAAGGCUCGCAACAUCCGCACAUCCAAACUGGCAGCCAUCAAGAUUGUCAAGUUGGACCCAGGCGAUGACAUCACAUCCAUCCAACAGGAGAUCACCAUGAUGAAGGAGUGCAAGCAUAAAAACAUUGUGGCUUACUUUGGCAGUUACCACAGGAACACCAAACUGUGGAUUUGCAUGGAGUACUGCGGGGGAGGCUCCCUUCAGGAUAUAUACCAUGUGACCGGCCCAUUGAAGGAGAAACAGAUUGCAUACGUGUGCAGGGAGACUCUCCAGGGUUUGUAUCAUCUGCAUGAAACGGGCAAAAUGCAUAGAGACAUCAAGGGCGCCAACAUCCUUUUGACAGAGCGAGGAGACGUCAAACUUGCGGAUUUUGGUGUGGCUGCAGAGAUCAGCGCUUCUGUGGCCAAAAGGAAGUCUUUCAUAGGAACGCCUUACUGGAUGGCUCCAGAGGUGGCGGCCGUGGAGAAGAAGGGCGGCUAUAACCACCUGUGCGACAUCUGGGCCGUCGGCAUCACAGCCAUCGAGCUGGCCGAGCUCCAGCCCCCCAUGUUUGACCUCCACCCAAUGAGGGCUUUGAUGUUGAUGUCCAAGAGCAGCUUUCAACCACCAAAGCUAAAGGAGAAAACUAAAUGGUGUCCGGCCUUCCAGAGCUUUGUGAAGAUGGCGCUCAUCAAAAACCCUCGCAAAAGGCCAUCUGCUGAGACGCUGCUACAGCAUCCGUUCGUGACGCAGUUGUUGACGCGCAACCUGGUCAUUGAGCUACUGGACAUGGCCAACAACCCUGAGCUGCACACCUCGCACGACAUGGACGACAACGAACUGGAGAUUGGGAUCGAUGCGCCCGACAAGAUCCGCUCUGCAGGGAAACAUCUGCCUGUGGAGAGGACCGUGUCAGAAGAGCAAUUUGACCAAGUGAAAUUUGGACCCCCACUGAGAAAAGUCACUGAACCCUACCCUGAUUUGCAGGGCUCCUACGAUGACGACUGGAGUCUGUCUGGAGAUGAAGACAACUCACCGAGCCUGUUGGAAUGUGUGGAGCAAGCUCUGCAGCUGAGGAGUUUAACCAUUAGGAGGGUGCCAUCUACUGAUGGAGGGAAGAGAAGCGGUUUAUUCAGUCCGACGACAGCCUCCCUGCCAGCCUUUUGCUCUCUCAGCCUCAACACAAGCGACAGAGAUGCGACACAGAGGCCGAUCUGUACGUUGGGUCCGGAUGCUUCUGUCACGUCGGACUCCACCGGCUCAUCUGAAGUUUUGGCAAGGUGCUCGGCCACACAAGACAUCAGGCAGCGCUGCAGUGACCCAUAUCUGCCUGCGGGGGGCGCUUUGACUGCCAGCACUGUCUGCUCCCCCAAAAAGGAGACUCCGCUCUCGCCGGAAUGGAGCACGCUGAGGAAGACUGAAGACUCUAGGGCUGAUUUUCAUGGACUUCCUCCUACCCCCCAAGUCCAUAUGGGGGCUUGCUUCUCCAAAGUCUUCAAUGGCUGCCCUCUCAAAAUCCACUCUGCUGUCACCUGGAUUUUCCCCAAAACGAGAGAUCAGUACCUUAUUCUUGGCACAGAGGAGGGGAUCUAUACACUCAACCUGAAUGAACUUCAUGAGGAUACGCUAGAGAAGUUGCUCCCUCAGAGAUGCACGUGGUUGUACGCUAUGAACAACGUGCUGAUGUCCGUAUCAGGGAAGUCGUCUCAGCUUUAUUCCCACAGUCUGACCGCUCUCUUCGAGCAGAAGGGACACUUGCAGAAGAAACACAGCAGUCUGUCGCUCGGCACAAGUCGUUUCACAGAGAGGAUCGGCACCAGAAAGUUUUCCUUAUCGGUGAAGAUCCCUGACACUAAAGGCUGCAGGAGAUGUAGUGUAGCUAGAAACCCCUACACGGACAGUACUUUUUUGUGCGGAGCAGUUCCAUCUGGCCUUGUUCUGCUUUUGUGGUAUGAGCCCCUCCAGAAGUUCAUGCAUCUAAAGCACAUAACCACAAGGCUACCGGACUCUCUGCCAAUAUUUGAGCUGCUGGUGUUGGUCACCGACGAGUUUCCUCAGCUAUGUGUCGGGGUGAGAGGCUGCACCAAUGGGAACCAAUCCGCCAGCCAGAAACUCAAGUUUGAUAUCAUCGAGCUGAAUGGCACGGCCAUUUCAGAGCCAGAAAAUGGUGAAGUCAAGGCCGUCCAGGUCAGCCAGUUGGACAGAGACACUGUUCUCAUUGCAUUAGAAAAAAGCGUGAAGAUUGUCAACCUGCAGGGUCUUCCAUCCGAGGAGUUUGCUGCUGAAAUGGUCUUUGACUUCCCCAUUGAAACGCUCGUUUGCUUGCAGGACAGUGUAUUAGCUUUCUGGAAGCAUGGCCUUAAAGGGAAGAGUUUUCACUCUAAUGAGGUCACCCAAGAGAUUACAGACGAGAGUCGAGUAUUCCGAGUUUUGGGAACUAACAGAGACAUCAUUCUCCAGAGCACACCGACCGACGACCCGUCAGCCCUUAGCAACGUCUACAUUCUGACAGGCCAUGAGAGCAGCGUUUGACAGCAUGGAUGAGAUUGUCCUUCCAAAUCCAAGCAAGAAAAAUUAGGGCGAUUUUGGAUUUUACGUGAAACAUAUCAAAAUAUAAUUAUUACUUUAUUUCUACAGCACUUUUCAUGGAUAAAUAAAUGGGUUAUACUUGUAUAGCGCUUUUCUACCUUCAAGGUACUCAAAGCGCUUUGACAGUAUUUCCACAUUUACCCAUUCACACACACAUUCACACACUGAUGGCGGGAGCUGCCAUGCAAGGCGCUAACCAGCAGCCAUCAGAGGCAAAGGGUGAAGUGUCUUGCCCAAGGACACAACGGACGUGACUAGGAAGGUAGAAGGUGGGAAGAACAACACAAAGUGCUUUGCACCAGUUUAAAUGGAAACAAAAGGGAACACACACACACACCGUGAUUGCCAACAGCAUAUGGGCUUACUGUAUAUUGUACUAGAAGACUUUAAAAACUCUGACAUUAAUUAACAAAAAGGAAAAAAAAGCUAUUUUUAAAUUCUAUUUCCCAGCCAAAAAGGCAGCUUGAUAGUUUACUGAGAGUCAAAUUAACAUUAUGCAUAUAACAUGGAGAAAGUCAAUAAACAGACAGACUAUGAAAGUAAACAAAACAAACUGCUGAAACCCAGCAAAACACUCACAGGAAUUGUGGAGUAAAUGGCAUCCACAAAUUUUGAGUUUACGAGAGCUUGGCAUCAAAGGAUCGUCAAUAGUCACCAGUACAGAUAGCAACAACAUCAAGAAUGUCCCAACAACGAAAGUAGAAAAAGGAUCAACUUGAAUAGUCUUGAUCACAAACAGAAAACAAAUGAGGAAAAAUUAUCUGGGACAGUGGUGAAGCAGCCAUGGGACAACACCAACAAAACCGGAAAAGCCGCCAAAAUAAAGGCACAGGACAGGAACUAAUGCAAAACACGGGAGAACACUAACAAAACCCAACAUAAAAGGCUGUAACCAGCCGUGACACUGUAGCUGUAAUUUAAUUUGAGUACACUGCCUGUUGAUGCUAUGAGAGAUGAUGAGAUCCAUCAAAACAAUUAUGCAAUUACUGUCAUACUAGAUUGAAUGAGGCCAAGUGUUGUCACCAUGACUCAAAAUCCCCAAAUGAUGGUGUCAUUUUAUUAGACUGUCAAAGAGACGAUGUAAUGCCAAUAGCCAAACAUACUUCCUCUCGACAAGCAGACCCUUUCUCAUAGAUUUUUUCCCGACUGGACUCACGAAAGAAAUUGAAAAGGGAAUUUUCUUUUUGACCUAUGUAAUGUCAUUCACACUACAUUAAAUUUGUUUUGUAUCAUAUUUAUAUUAUUUAUGCAAUGUGCACUGUACAGUUAAGGCCCACCUAUCCCCCAGAGAUACUUGAAAGACAUAUAGCUUUUGUUUUUGAAGUAACUGUAUAAGAAAUAAAUACAUUUGGUGUUCAUAAUGGUUUUACACUGUAUGCUCUCAAAGUGUAAGAGAGGAUUUGUAUAUGUGAACUGUAUUUUUUAGAAUAUUUAGAUAUGCUGAUAUACUGCAUUCAUGUAUGAUUAAAUAUCUUAAUAUUACAAUGAGGAUUAAUACUGUUGGACCUAUAACCAAAUACUGUG